GCUGGCUACUUCGGCGCACACGCAUACGAGCAACUUCCAACGGACUUACGAACUGCCAGAUUUCAUCGACUCGGACACUAAACUUGGUCUCCGGAACUUGAUAAAAAGCGUUAAGCCACAUGGGCUAGCAUUUCCUGUCUACUUUCCGAAGUUGUCACCAGGCGGCGAAUUCAGUAGAGCAGCUGUCCGCGGCACUGUUAGUGUAAGUGGGCACGCCCAGCGGUUUUUGAACAUCGCGGCUCCUCAACCUUUCUUUUUUUUCUGGCGAUGGAAAAAAGAUAGCUUCUGUGAGGCCCAAGCCCAGUCAUUACAGGAAACGACCAUCAUGCCAGCACGUGCAAGAACCUUCGCCGACUGCACCAUGAAGAAGUGCCGGUACCUGAAGUUGUCGGCUUACACCAUGUGCCUCUGCAGUGGCCUGGUUGUCGCCGUACUCGGAUAUGCCUCUCUGACCCGGCUGAACGUCCUCAGCGUGGAGAGCCAGCGCUGGGGGCUCCAUGGACACCAGCGACACCUUGCGGCGCUGGCCGUCGCCACUGUGGUGCUUGGUUCAGCGUGUGCCUUGGCAGCCGUUCUUGGUUGCGUCGAUGCACUGCUGGCGAGGAGGCCUCAUCUGGCGCUGGACAUCGUUGCAGGCGUUCUCAUUUUGGUUCAAGUCGGAGUUGCUUCUGCAGGCUUCACCUUAAUGAUAUGGGUUAAGAACGACAUUCCACCAGGACGAACAAACUGCAAAGUGAGUCUUUUUGCAUACUCUAGCUACGCAAUUGAAGUCGCCAAGCAUUAUUACACGCCGUACAGUCAAUAG
This is a messenger RNA of Dermacentor silvarum, 805 nucleotides long. RefSeq lists its product as uncharacterized. NCBI's taxonomy places the organism in Eukaryota, Metazoa, Arthropoda, Arachnida, Ixodida, Ixodidae. The record is from RefSeq and is a predicted model, not a curated record. Bases 326 to 805 code for a protein of 159 amino acids. The transcript is spliced from 6 exons.